Effrenium voratum is the source of this 2457-nucleotide messenger RNA. NCBI's taxonomy places the organism in Eukaryota, Dinophyceae, Suessiales, Symbiodiniaceae. The record is from the annotation of a GenBank genome assembly.
AUGCCUUUCCGCUCGACGCUCUGCCUGGGAGCCUUGGCCACUGCGAGUGGCAAGGUCUACUUCUCUGAGACCUUCGGCAGUGGCUGGGAGAGUCGCUGGACCCCCAGUGAGUGGAAGAAGAGCGACGGAACUCAGGGGACGUGGAAGUUGUCAGCUGGCAAGUGGUAUGGAAACGAGGCCGAGGAUGAGGGCGUCCAGACUGCAGAGGACUCGCGCUUCUUCGGCCUGGCGGCGGGCUUCGACUCCUUCAGCAACGCGGGCAAGGAGCUGAUCAUCCAGUACCAGGCGAAGUACGAGAAGGACAUCGAGUGCGGCGGCGGCUACGUCAAGGUAGGCCCCAAGCUCGACGACCCCAAGACCUUCGGCGACCCCACUCCUUACAAUGUCAUGUUCGGUCCGGACAAGUGCGGCUACACUAAGCGCACUCACCUGAUCUUCAGCUACAAGGGCAAGAACGUUCUGAAGAAGACCGACCUGCCUUAUAAGCAGGAGGGUGAGGGUACCUCGCACGUGUACAGGCUGAUCCUGAAGCCUGACAACACUGCCAAGGUGGAGAUUGAUGGGGAGCAGGUCUACGAAGGCUCCUUGAAGGAGGACUGGGAGAUGCUGGCCGCCAAGGAGAUCAAGGAUCCUGAUGACAAGAAGCCCAGCGACUGGGUCGAUGACAGCAUGAUGGACGAUCCUGAGGACAAGAAGCCGGACGGCUGGGUGGAGGAGAAGCGAAUCGUGGAUGCCAACGCCAAGAAGCCAGACGACUGGGAUGAUGAGGAGGAUGGCGAGUGGGAGGCACCCAUGAUUGACAACCCCGACUACAAGGGUGAGUGGACCAUUAAGCGCAUUUCCAACCCUGCCUACAAGGGCUUCUGGGAGGCCAAGAAGAUUGCCAACCCUGAGUAUGUUGAUGACGACAGCCUCUACAAGUAUGAUGACUUUGGUUUCAUCGGCUUCGACUUGUGGCAGGUCAAGGGCAACACCAUUUUUGACAACGUCAUCAUCACCGAUGAUGUGGCUGAGGCGGACAAGUUUGUGGCAAAGUGGAAGGCGCUGAGUGAAGUUGAGAAGGCCAAGAAGAAGGAGGAGGAUGACAAGAAGGCUGAGGAAGCCAAGGCAGCAGCCAGCAGCGACUCCAAGGAUGACGACGAUGACGACGAUGCUGAUUCUGAGGCUGAAGCCUUCAACGCCGGGUCUCGCGCAUUCGUCAUGUCAGCCGCGGCCCCCCGCAGCGGCGCAUGGCUGGCGCCACAGCGACAGGACGCCGAUGCUUUCAUCUUCUCCCUGACACGGGAGGUCGCCAUGCACAGAGUCCUUCUCCUCGGUGCGGUCACCAGCGCCAGCGGCAAGGUCUACUUCUCCGAGACCUUCGGCGACGGCUGGGAGAGCCGCUGGACCCCCAGCGAGUGGAAGAAGAGCGACGGUACCCAGGGCACCUGGCAGCUAUCCGCCGGCAAGUGGUUUGGCAACGAGGCGGAGGACAAGGGUGUCCAGACCGCGGAGGACUCGCGCUUCUUCGGCCUGGCGGCGGGCUUCGACUCCUUCAGCAACGCGGGCAAGGAGCUGAUCAUCCAGUACCAGGCCAAGUACGAGAAGGACAUCGAGUGCGGCGGCGGCUACGUCAAGGUAGGCCCCAAGCUCGACGAUCCCAAGACCUUCGGCGACCCCACUCCUUACAAUGUCAUGUUCGGUCCGGACAAGUGCGGCUACACUAAGCGCACUCACCUGAUCUUCAGCUACAAGGGCAAGAACGUUCUGAAGAAGACCGACCUGCCUUACAAGCAGGAGGGUGAGGGUACCUCGCACGUGUACAGGCUGAUCCUGAAGCCUGACAACACUGCCAAGGUGGAGAUUGAUGGGGAGCAGGUCUACGAAGGCUCCUUGAAGGAGGACUGGGAGAUGCUGGCCGCCAAGGAGAUCAAGGAUCCUGAUGACAAGAAGCCCAGCGACUGGGUCGAUGACAGCAUGAUGGACGAUCCUGAGGACAAGAAGCCGGACGGCUGGGUGGAGGAGAAGCGAAUCGUGGAUGCCAACGCCAAGAAGCCAGACGACUGGGAUGAUGAGGAGGAUGGCGAGUGGGAGGCACCCAUGAUUGACAACCCCGACUACAAGGGUGAGUGGACCAUUAAGCGCAUUUCCAACCCUGCCUACAAGGGCUUCUGGGAGGCCAAGAAGAUUGCCAACCCUGAGUAUGUUGAUGACGACAGCCUCUACAAGUAUGAUGACUUUGGUUUCAUCGGCUUCGACUUGUGGCAGGUCAAGGGCAACACCAUUUUUGACAACGUCAUCAUCACCGAUGAUGUGGCUGAGGCGGACAAGUUUGUGGCAAAGUGGAAGGCGCUGAGUGAAGUUGAGAAGGCCAAGAAGAAGGAGGAGGAUGACAAGAAGGCUGAGGAAGCCAAGGCAGCAGCCAGCAGCGACUCCAAGGAUGACGACGAUGACGACGACGCUGAUUCUGAGGAUUGA